Messenger RNA from Saprolegnia diclina VS20, 729 nucleotides. RefSeq lists its product as hypothetical. Lineage: Eukaryota; Oomycota; Saprolegniomycetes; Saprolegniales; Saprolegniaceae. The transcript has 2 exons. The record is from RefSeq and is a predicted model, not a curated record. The coding region runs from base 4 to 729 and encodes 241 amino acids.
UGAAUGAGUGACGACGAGGACGCGACCACUCUGCAGACGAUUGCGCGUGAUAUUGCGAGGGUCCACUGCUGCCUGAGCGAGGCUAACGUAUGGUGCAACCCCACCGUCAAGCUCGGUGACCUUACCGUUGCUUCGUGGCCUCUCUCAACCGAGACUGCGGGCGCUAUCAUGACCAAGUACCCCGAGCGUGUGCCGGCCAAGGACGUCGCGAUCGACGAUCGCUACUUUGGCGCACUUUUUCAAAACUCGGACAUCCUCGGCGAGCUGGAUCCAGCGCCAGAUCAUUCCAAUUACUUCUCGAUGGCGUACGAAGCGACGCUGGCGCAUUUUGCGAUCGACGUGACCGGCGACGCAACCAAGUUGAAGCCGGCAAAGAAGCGACGGCCUCGCCAUACCUUUGCAACUGUCAUCUACUUCUUCCCGUCCAACUGCGUCGGUGGCGCCGUCACCAUCUCGGACAACGACUGGACGACGACGUUCGAGGCCGUCGACGGGUGCUUUCUCUCGUUCUACAGCACAUGUGACGUGACGGUGGCGCCCAUCACGUCCGGACACCGGGCUUGUGCUGUGUAUCACGCUGCGUACGACAUGGAAGAAUCGGACUGGCGCAGCAAAUUGCCCAAGGCUUGGUACGCGCCGCGGCCGCUGCCGUCGGUCCAAGUCCUCCAAGACGUUGCUUGCCAAUACGAUCCGGAAGACCUCUUGGACGAUCACCGGGGUCGUGCAUAG